Molecule: messenger RNA, 1097 nt
Organism: Physcomitrium patens
Lineage: Eukaryota; Viridiplantae; Streptophyta; Bryopsida; Funariales; Funariaceae
Source: RefSeq, a predicted model, not a curated record
AUGUUCACGAGUUCCAACCCACCCAUAGAGUUGACCCCAUCCGCUAACCAGAACCCAAGCCCAUGCCGAACCAGAACCCGAACGGAAACGACGCGUGUGGAGAGGGGGGAUAGGGGGGUCGUCGGCCCGUUCCCUGCUUUCGCGCGGGAUGCCCCGCUUCCAGCGGGAAGCCAAGGGCCGGGCUGGGUUUUGGCUGAUACCGCAGGAAACUACGACGACGAGGGUUCUGGCGUCGAUCGCUUCCUGCGCUUGGCAGUGGGCACCUGCACCUGCACCACUGCUUUUAUAACUAUUCAACUCCGUCGCGUGGCUCUGCACAAGUCAUCGCCACGAGCGGUCAUCACUCCUCGGGCUCACGUGACUGAUCGAGAGAUGGCAACGAGUGGUAACGCACCUGCUGCUGGUCCAAAGCCAGAGAAACCUGCUGAGGACAAAAACCGCAGCAAGGAUGAGCUUAUAGCCAAGGCUGCAGGUGCAGUCGUAGCCGGCGGCAUUGUCUGGAGCUUGUUCAAAUCUGUCACUAGAAAAGAGAAAAGCCAACAGGAGAAUGAAGGUUCGUUGACUAAGGAGGUAGGACACAAGACGAAAGAUGUUGCUCAGAGCGCUGAGCACAAGGGAAUUAGUGCAAUGCACACUUCGGAAGCUGCCGGAGGCGCACUCUCACACUUCGGGAACAAGAAGUUGGAUAAUUGCAAGACAAUCCAAGUGCACAAGGGAGACACUCUCUGGGGCAUUUCCAGGAAAUAUAACGUCACCGUGGAAGCAUUGAUGGCAACGAAUGGGAUCAAGGACGGAGAUAACAUAGCUGCGGGAGAGUCGAUCAUGGUACCCAAAUGAAGCAUCAGCUGAUGUUUUUGGGUUUGUAGCAAUUAGUGCGCUUCCUUUUAGGAUGAAAACACUAAAUAGCACAGCAUCAUAAAACUCCUUAUGAGGUUUCCUUCAUGUGGAUCUCAUCCCAGUAUGCAACGCCCUCCUAGGAGACUUGUCUUCCAUAGAAUCGACACUGUUUCCUCGUCCGUGUCUUGGUUUCAGCAGAUAGUGUGACAAGGAUGCUGCGCAAUGCAUUGAAGCUUGAUUUAAGUUUUCCUUUUGCACAA